Vitis riparia (riverbank grape) is the source of this 2462-nucleotide messenger RNA. RefSeq names its product transmembrane 9 superfamily member 11. NCBI's taxonomy places the organism in Eukaryota, Viridiplantae, Streptophyta, Magnoliopsida, Vitales, Vitaceae. Bases 145 to 2115 code for a protein of 656 amino acids. The transcript has 2 exons. Gene Ontology annotation, biological process: protein localization to membrane. The record is from RefSeq and is a predicted model, not a curated record. Gene Ontology annotation, cellular component: membrane.
AUAAAGCUGGGCUCGGGACAUUUCUCGUCCUCUCUCGUUCGACACUUUGAGAGCUUGUAGAUCUCCGUUUCGACUCCUCUCAACCCUCUAUGCUCCGCCCUCUGCUGAGAUCUGACGAAAAUCCGUAAAAAAAUUAGUGCAAAAAUGGACUUACUUCGUCAAUUCAAGAUCUGGGUCUUGUUUAUAUGCUUGGUGUUUCAAUGUGGAUGUGGGUUUUAUCUUCCGGGUAGUUAUCCCCAUAAAUACGAUACUGGUAAUACCUUGUCUGUGAAAGUGAAUUCUCUGACUUCGAUCGAUACUGAAAUGCCCUUUAGCUACUAUAGUUUGCCCUUCUGUAAGCCUCCAGAGGGUGUCAAGGACAGCGCUGAGAAUCUCGGCGAGCUCCUAAUGGGGGAUCGGAUUGAGAAUUCACCAUAUCGGUUUAAGAUGUACACGAAUGAGACUCAGAUCUUUUUGUGUAAGUCUGAUCCGUUGUCAGCUGAUGAUUUUAAGAUCUUGAAGAAGAGGAUUGAUGAGAUGUAUCAGGUCAAUUUGAUUCUUGACAAUUUACCCGCCAUUCGGUACACGAAAAAGGAGGGUUUUUUCUUGAGGUGGACGGGGUACCCUGUUGGAAUUAAGGUUCAGGAUAUGUAUUAUGUGUUUAAUCAUUUGAAGUUCACGGUUCUCGUUCAUAAGUAUGAAGAGACCAAUAUGGCCAGAGUUAUGGGAACUGGGGAUGCUGCAGAGGCGAUCCCAACAGUUGACAGGGCAUCUAAUGUGCCUGGGUAUAUGGUGGUUGGAUUUGAGGUAGUCCCUUGUAGUGUCUCACACAACUUUGAUUCAGUAAAGAAUUUGAAAAUUUAUGAUAAAUACCCAUCUGCAAUUAAUUGUGAUCCAACUACUGUGGAGAUGGCUGUUAAGGAAGGUCAGCCAAUGGUUUUUACUUAUGAUGUUUCAUUUGUGGAGAGUGACAUUAAGUGGCCGUCAAGGUGGGAUGCUUAUUUGAAGAUGGAAGGGGCUAAGGUUCACUGGUUUUCAAUUCUUAAUUCCCUAAUGGUGAUCACUUUUCUAGCUGGCAUUGUCCUUGUGAUCUUUUUGAGGACAGUUCGCAGGGAUCUGACCCGAUAUGAGGAGAUUGACAAGGAGGCUCAAGCACAAAUGAAUGAGGAGUUAUCAGGGUGGAAGCUUGUUGUGGCUGAUGUUUUUCGUGCUCCAAACAAUCCUGCACUAUUGUGCAUAAUGGUUGGAGAUGGGGUUCAGAUUCUUGGAAUGGCAGUUGUGACGAUAUUGUUUGCAGCUCUUGGGUUCAUGUCACCAGCUUCUCGUGGUACACUUAUCACAGGUAUGCUAUUUUUCUACAUGGUUCUUGGCAUUGCAGCUGGUUAUGUUGCUGUUCGUCUUUGGAGGACAAUUGGAUGCGGCGAUUCCAAGGGAUGGGUCUCAGUCUCAUGGCGGGUUGCUUGUUUCUUCCCUGGUAUUGCCUUUUUGAUCCUAACCACCUUGAAUUUCCUAUUGUGGGGAAGUCACAGCACAGGAGCCAUUCCCUUUUCUCUUUUUGUCAUUUUGCUCUUGCUUUGGUUCUGCAUCUCGGUUCCCCUUACACUUGUUGGUGGGUACCUUGGGGCAAAAGCCCCCCACAUUGAAUACCCAGUCCGAACCAAUCAAAUUCCUCGAGAAAUCCCAGCCCAGAAGUACCCAUCUUGGUUGUUAGUUCUUGGUGCUGGCACUCUUCCUUUUGGUACUCUGUUCAUUGAGCUCUUCUUUAUCAUGUCUAGUAUUUGGAUGGGCCGUGUUUACUAUGUGUUUGGGUUCCUCUUCAUUGUUUUGAUCCUUCUUGUGGUGGUCUGUGCUGAAGUGUCUCUUGUUCUAACGUACAUGCAUCUCUGUGUGGAGGACUGGAAAUGGUGGUGGAAAUCCUUCUUUGCCUCAGGCUCUGUUGCCAUUUACAUCUUCUUGUACUCAAUCAACUAUCUUGUAUUUGAUCUCAAGAGUUUGAGUGGACCUGUUUCUGCUACUCUUUACAUUGGGUAUUCCCUCUUCAUGGUCUUUGCAAUUAUGCUGGCUACAGGCACUGUUGGGUUCCUUUCGUCUUUCUGGUUCGUGCAUUACCUAUUCUCUUCAGUGAAGCUGGAUUGAAGAACUUCUUCAAGCUCGGAGAUUUGUGCUAUGAAGAGCAGUGGUGGGCAUCCAUGGGAGAAACGAAAGCAACCCUUAAAAUUGUCCUUACAUAUAUAUCUUACUUGUUUUUCAGUUUUAUCGUUUUGCUAGGGAACUUGGUGAAGAUAAUAACAAUAACUUCGUCCAGUUUUGCUUAAUUCUUUAUUAGUUGAAGAUCAUUGCAUGAUACCAAAGCUCAGUUGCAUUCUGGCGGAUAGGAGUAGAUGUGGGGUUUUCAUUAUGUACUUUGAUUGUCUGAGUCUGUAUGGAUUUAUUGGAAUGCAAAAUGAAAAAGAAAAGAAAAAAAUCAAAUUUGCGGCUCUUUA